This is a messenger RNA of Paramecium tetraurelia, 6090 nucleotides long. RefSeq lists its product as uncharacterized. The record is from RefSeq and is a predicted model, not a curated record. The transcript is spliced from 5 exons. Lineage: Eukaryota; Ciliophora; Oligohymenophorea; Peniculida; Parameciidae.
AUGUCUAAAAGCAAUUUGAUUCUCAUUCUUUAACUUGAGAAAUAGCUUGAACUAUAACUUAUGCGCCAUGGUAUCUAGCAUGAAGAUAGUUAAAGGUUAUUGCUUUAGUAUGGUAAGGUUGCAAGUUCUUAUGCUGAUAUAUAAUAAAGUGAACAAUAAAUUGAAAUUCUCACCAAAGUUUAUAAAAAACUACUUUCCUUAGGCGUAUCUAUAAUUUCCAAUUUGUCAAAUUAACAUUGGAAGUUAAUGAUAGUUAUUGCAAUAAAAUUGAGUAAAGCUAUGGAAAGCAAGGGUCAGCUAUAGUAAGGAUUAAAUAUUUUGAUAGAGCUUGAAAUGUUUGUUAAAUAAUGUAAUAAGAGUCUUGAUUGGGCAAACGAAGUAGAACUCUAAGAAUUGUAUUAUAUUCUUGCCAUUUUUUGGGAUAAACUCAAAAAUAAAGAAAGAAAGUAUUAUGCUGCAAACGAAUGCAUACUAUUGAUAAAGAGUUAAAUCAAAAGUAAUCACACUAAGAAGCAAAUCAAUAUGCUAAUAUAGAUGUUAGAAUUUCAAUUAUCAACAGUAAAUUCUAAUAAUCAACAACUUUCCUUAUAUACCGAGAUCCACAAGUAUUCUAAAAUUUCUCUAGGGGAUGAACAUUAAAAAACUAAGUAGACUCUCCUCAAAAUGCAAUAAAUAAAGUAAUAAAUUUUAUUCGAAGAGGAAUUGGAAGAGCACAGUAAAAUAGAAUUAAAAAAACCACUCUCCAAACAAGAUUCUACAAAACACUUAAUUACUGAUAAAAUGAGAUAGUCUCUUUAAGACAACAAUAAUUUAACAUUUAAAAAAUUAAUUAAACCUUCAUGCUCUAAACAUACUUAAAGAAGAGGUUCAUUUUAUGAGAUAAAUAGAAAUAAUUCAUAAUCGAAAUUAUCUAUUUAAAUUACUCAUCAAUCCAGAAAAAGCCUUGACGAUAUAAAAAAAUCCAAUGAUUAAACAACAAAAUCAAAAUUAAAUUCAAGAACAAUAAGCCAAGGGGAAAAUCAGUUUUACUAUUUUCUUAAUUGCAAUAACUUAGAAAGUAGAAAUAAAACUGAUACCACAUAAUUUCAAACAAUAAUUGCCAAAAAUCAAGAUAAACCUAUUUUAUCAAGUAAUAUCAAUAAAACAAUUUAAACUAUUCAAUCCCAAAAAACUCAAGAAUGUUUAGAUAAUAAAAAUGCCAAAACCAAUUAAAAUGCUAAGUUAUUAAAUUUAAUGAUCUAGAGACCAAAAUCUGGUGUUAAUUAGUAAAAUUACAUGAAGAAUUCUUAAAUUUUGAACUAAGUUAAACCUAGUAAGAGUAAAGGCUCGUCAUCAAGUAUUUAAUACAAAAAUGAUCCCUUGAAAAAGGUUCUAAAAUAGAUGAAUACUUAAGAAUUUAAUAAUACAAAAAAUAAAUAAGUGUUAGUUACUGAAUUGAGCACCAAAAAAUCUAAUUAAGUUUUAGAUGCUAUGCACUAGCUUACUUCUCAAAAAUCUAUAAAUAUUUUAGGUGAACUUAUGUAAUAGUAAAAUUAAGUUGAUUAUUUUGAAUAAAAUUUGGAUAAAAUUAUAAGAAUCUAGAAAUACUUUAAAUGGAAAAUUGAUUCAACAAGGUUAAGACUUGAUUCAAUUAAAAUAAACUAAGCUCAAUAAUACAGCAAUGAGGAAAAGAUGACAGAAAAGGUUCCAGAGACAAUAACUAAACCUUAGAUUUUUCGAAAUUUCAUUAAACGUAGUAAUACUUCAUCGGUAGAAUCCUUAAAGUUUAUUCAUAAAAAAGAAGCAUAUUUGUAACCAAAAAUAAUUUAAAAAUAAAAAGACUGUUCAUUUUAUAGUCAAACAAGCAGUAAUUUAAUGAAUAUCAAAUCAGAAAGUGAAAUAAAUUUUAAAGAAAAAACUCAAGAGCAAUAAAUUCAAUAAACACUUGAAAAUCUUUAAUUUGGAUAUGAGUAUUAAGUAUAAGGAGAUUGCAAUUUUUUCUGCACAGAUUAAUCCGAUUAAAUUUUAAGAUUUAUAGGAUUCAAGUCAAGAUUAAUAAAUAAUGAAUCCUUAGUUUUCUAUUUUACGAUUGAAAAGUCAAUUAGAUCUUAUCAGAUCUGUUUACCAAUCCAAUUUAUAUCAGACCAUUGGAAUUCUUAAAGUCAAUUCGAAGGCCUAUCAUUUUGUUAAAAUUAAUUGUCAGAAUUUAUAGAGUUAAAUCUAAUAAAAAUUCCUUUUGCUUCUUCUAUCUUGAUUUAUAUGGGUGAUAAUUUUGAUGAAACUUUGACUUCCAUAGUGUAAUUAUUAUCUAUCAUAAUGGUUAAUGUCUGUGAGAAAAAAUAAAUUAAUGGUAAGAAAUUAUUUUACACAAAUCAAAUUUAAGCAAAAUUAAACAAAAAAUUAAUAUAAUCAUAUUAUUAAAAAUAAAGAUAAGAGAAAAGGUAAUAUUAUUUUAAACCUUAAAACUUCGAAACAGAAGACUGUAGUUUGAAGAUCAAUUUGAGAGUAAGUUAAACUGAUCUAAAUUUCAAAGAUUCAGUUGAAUCAGGUUCUUAGAAGUAAGAAAGAAAAGCUUAGAAUGGUAGUAUAAUCUAUACUAUUAGAACAAAUCCUAUUAUAGAAUAGUUUUAAGAAUACAAGUCAACAACCAAAUUAUUAUUACUUGAAGAACCUGAAUCAUCAUAUUUAUAAAUGCUUGAUGUUUCUAUUAGGGAACCAGAAAUAAAUCAAUUUACAAUGAAAGCUUUGAAUAUUCCUGAAAAUUUAUUGUCUCCUUAAUAUUAGGAGAGAAGACGCUUUAAUUCUCGAUUAUUAACUCAAUCCAGAAUUUAAUUUGCUUAAAGAAAUUAAUAUACAUUAACUCCCACUGCUUCUCAAACUAAAAAAACUAACUAAUUACUCUUACCUCAAUAAAAACAAAGAAAAAUUUUGAGGCGACCUUAAACUUCUGUUUGCUUGGUUGAAGAAACUUCAUCAAGUAGAUCUCAAGAUUCUAUACUCCUUUUAAAUAAUCAGUCUAAAGAUCAUGAGUUGUAAUUUGCAUCAGUGUCUCAAAGUGCUUCAUUGAGUUUUCAACCACCUUUAACUUCUUUUCAGAGAAGGAAUAUUGCAAAUGUAUCUUCCUCUUAAUAAUAAUUGUUCAAUUCAGGUCAUAUCCUUUUAGAUACACAAAUGAAUUUAAUUGGCAAUGAAAUAUUUGAGACUGAUGAUCUAAAGAUACACGAUAUUGCUCUAGAGGAAGAAGAUGAAUUAAAUUGUAAAAUGAGAACUGUUUUCAAAAAAUGUGAUUAUUUUACUGUGUCACCUUUAUGGAAACAAGAUAGAGAUGUUAAAAUCUAAAAUUUUGAUGUUGAAUAUUUUUGGAAUUAAGUUAAAUUUGAAAAAUAGAUAUUUAAAUCUAUUUACAAUAACCCUUUUCAAUUAAAUGAAAUUCUUUUAAUUGGAAUUUUAAAAAUUGAUAAAUAAUAUUUUAUUGUAAGUGUAAGUUAAGUUUUAAAGUCGAAUAUUGAGUUAUUCAAUCAAUAAGUAUUAAAAAUGAAAGAUUUAGUAAAGAUUUAAAUUGUUUUUGAAUUAAUCUUUCCUUUCGAUAAUGUUUGGAAAGACUCUGCUACAAUAACAUUUAAAGAAUUCAUCAAAUGGUUUAUUUCAGAUUUUGAGAUAUCCUAAUAUGUUUAAUAAUUUGGAUUAAGUAAACUAUAAAAGAUUUCAGUCUUAUAAUAUUUGAGUUAAUUUGCUCAUAUUAAGGAUUCAAAAUUAAAACUUGAAUACUAUGAAGAAAGAAAAAAGGAAUUUCAAUUAAAAAAGAUUUAGAGGAGGACUUUAGAAAUACAAAGAAUGGAGGCUAUUGAAAAUAUAUUUUUAAGAGACAAAAUUGAUAUAAGCUACAUUUCAAAUUUAGGAUUACAAAACUUGUAUUAAGAAUUGCUAAAGGAUAGAGAAGCUAAAAAUUAAAAUUAAUAAAGAAGAGAUAAUAAAUAUAAGGCAUUCUUAUAAUUAACAGAUCCUAGUAAACUAGAUCCAAUUACAUAAAUUCCUAAAUUUAUAGGAUUAGAUUAUGAUGGUGAAUCUGAAGAAUAAACAAUAUAAUUGCCAAACUAUGAAGAAUUGAAAAUAUUGUAAUCAUACAAUACAAUUGUGAACAUACAUCAGAAAUAAUAAAUAUUCAGACAUAAUUCUAUCUAUUAUAUUUGGACUAAUAAAAAGUUAAAAAUUUGGAGACCAUUCCAAAGAAAAAUAUGGUAACAAAUUCAAAUAAAAAAUGAAGAAAAGUUGCUUAAUGCUAUUUAGAGUAACCUAAGAAGUUAUUUUUUAAACUAAAUGAUCUGUAAAAGCUUAAGUUUAAAUGGAAAGAAGUUAUUAUAGAAAGAAAAAUUCUUAUAAGAAAAAUAAGCGAGCAAUUUUAAUUUGCUUCAGACAUAUUUUUAACUAGAAUAAUUUACCAAUUAAUAAUUUUAUGAUUUCUUAAAUCUAUUGAAUUAUGCGUUAAUUAGUGGUGAUAAAACAUAAAAAUUUUGGGAAUCUUAAUUUUAUCAAUAUAAAUAAUUAUCUCACAGUAAGGUUGCUUUAUUAGGAGAUUGCUUCUUCGAGAUCAUAAUAUAUUUCAAUAAACCUUCAAAUGUAUUAAAAUAAAAUAAAAGAAGAUAUAUAAUGAUAAAAGUCAACCUAUUUUCUAAAGAUAAUAUGAAAACAAAUUCAUAUAAAUUAGUAUUAACACUAGAGGAUUUGCAAAAUACUCUAAAGAAAUCUUACGAUUUGAAUGACUCAAAUUUCAUCUAAACUCUAUUUAAUGAUGUUUAAUAACUUAUGAGAAGGUACGUUCGCUACGAGAGAUUUUCUAAUUCUAGGCGUCCUACAAUAUUUAUAAAAAAUAUAAAAUAGGGUAAAACUGAAAAGUUUAUUAAUGAAUUGCCUUGGAUUGCUAAUUACGAUUAUGAUAACCUUGAUUUAACUCCAUAUCCUUAAAAAUUCUAAUUUUUCCAUUAACAAAUAAAAUGUAUUAAUUUAAUAUGCACUACUAUAGAGUUCAUUAAAUUACCAUUGAAUUUUAUUAAUAGAUAUUAGGUUCAUAAAAAAUUAACUUAAAAUAAAAUCCCCAGUAUCAUAAUUAUUUAGGAAAUUUAAGAUAUGAAGACCUAUUAUAUAGAAAUUUAUCUUCCUCAAAGUUGCAGAAGAUUAAUAUGCAGAAUUCCCUUUAAUUAAAUACAUACGCUAAGUGAUAUGAGUAUGGAAAUAUUUAAAGAUUAUGGGAAUUCAAUUUCAAUAACAAAAAGAGAAAGAUUUUGGAGAAAUUUAAUCAAAAGUUUUACUUUUUCAAUAAAUUAGGAAAUGAAAUUAAUUUUAAAGAUUGAAAAUAUAUAAGUGGAAUCAAUUUUGUAAGAGGUUCUCUAAUAUGAGAUUAAAUCUAUUGAGAAAACUAAGGAGGUUAUUCUUUUUAAAACAUUUAUUGAAGAAAAAAGAAAACAAGGAUCUGAAUAUUUUAAUAUUGAGUAUCCUUUAAGACUAAAUGAAGCAAAAAAUAUUAAUAUGGUUAUACAAUUACAAUGGUUAAAUUAAUAGGAAAAAAUUUAAUAAUAUAGAUUACCUUUAUAUGAGUUGAUGAUGGGAUAUUUUGAUAAGCAAUUAUCUAAUUUAAACAUUUUUGACUAUAAAUUUAGAAUAAUUGAUUUGAUAAAAAUGAGUGAAAUCUAAGUAGAAAAUAUUAGAAUAAACUACUCUUUGGAUUUAGAAAUGAAGUAAAAUGACAAUUUCCAAUUUUUGAUGCCUCAUAGAAUUUAUUAAAAUGAAUGUCAAACAAUAAAAUUAAAUGUGAAUCUAAGAACAUUGUAAAUUAAUAAGUCCAGCUUUAAGCUUCUAUUCAGAGGAAUUUUACAAUAAAGACCAUAGAUAUUGGUUGGAAUAUAUUAGAAAUAUGAAAAAAGUAAAUUGUAUUUUUAAAUUUAACGAGUGAUUGAUGGUUAAUUGUUACUGUAUACGAUUGAAUUUGAGGAUAUAGAUAAUUAGUAUCCGGGAUUUUAGCAAAAUCUGAAGGUGAAUUAGAGAGAAGUAGGAUAAAAUAUAUUUAGAAUGUUUAAAGAAAAAUUGAUUUUAUAAUGUUAAUAUCAAUUAAAUUGA